UUUUGUAUUAGACUGGCAUAAUUUUGGUUACACACUACUUUCACUGACUCUUGGGAGGGGCAGCAGUUUUGUGACAAUAUAUCGUUGUCAAAACAUAUCUAGGAUUGAGAAGCAUUACGGGAGGAUGGCAAGUGGUGCCUUUUGUGUGACAAAGGCAAUGCAACAUGAAUUGGAUCAGAACUAGGGGAUUAAGUAAGAAGCAACUGUGCUUUAUGAUCAACCUCCUGAAUUUUUCCGACCUGCUUCCAUUGAGGAGAAGCAUGAGGAUCAGCGAAAGUCUCAGUCAACCCUUUGGACUUCAAGACUGCAUAAGCUAUGGAAUGACUGGAACAGGUGAAAGUGAUCCCAAUUCUACCUUAUUUACAAUUCAUACUGGCACAAAUAUAAUUAUGAAGCAGAACAGACCUGCCAUCAUUGUAAGCAGCACAAGUUGGACUCCAGAUGGAGACUUUAGCAUUCUUUUGGAGGCAGCACUUAUGUAUGAUAGACGAGUUGCAGGACUAUUAAAUGAGGAUGAUGUGAGUGAUGGGGAAAUUUUAUGGAAUGAAAUCUUGUGCCAAGGUGGAGGAGUUCAAGAAAAUCAUUGAGAAAGAGACUUCAUCAGUGCUGGCAUCAUGUGGUUGGUCAGAAGAAGUUUACACUUUUAUGCGUUCUCGGAAAAAGCUGUGUGUGGGACGAGCAGAAUAUGAUGCAUCAAAUGUCAACCAAUUGAAGAGGCUGUUGAUAAAAGAUGCCAAAUCAGCUUUCAUUUCAAAAAUUCCCGAGUCGUUGAAGGGGAGGCUUAUUGAACAUCUAGUAUUAUUCAGCAAAGAGAAACAACCUUCUAUUGCGUGAGCAGUCUUGCAAGCCUCUAGCAAUUGUAGAUGUUGAGGUUGGCUCCUCAUACUGUGAUGCUGAAAAUGAUGGAGUUAAUUUACUAUGGCAUCCUGAAGUCUGAAUUUAAGUACGAGUAUAUUCUAUUUCAUCAGUGGCAGAAGAUACUCUUAUCACAUCUCUAAUGUUUUUGGAACUCGGUAACUGGUCAAUUGAACCAAUUGUAGAUGAUCGUCCUGUAAAAGAUAAGGCAUACAAAAGUCGAGCCUGGAUGUCACCUUAAAUUUUCUUCUUGCAGGCGGUGCAAUAGGUGUUUGAUAGAGAAUGACACAAAUGUUGCUCAUAUUGUAUGAUAUCCUUUUUGAUCGUAUGUGUAGCAUAGAAUCCCAUUUUAUGGAUGUAUCACAAUUUUCCCAUCAAAAUGUGGCCGGAGUGUACGAUUGGAUCAGCAA
Messenger RNA from Coffea eugenioides, 1265 nucleotides. Its product is annotated as UDP-glycosyltransferase TURAN-like. Gene Ontology annotation, cellular component: endoplasmic reticulum. The transcript is spliced from 9 exons. Gene Ontology annotation, molecular function: mannosyltransferase activity. The record is from RefSeq and is a predicted model, not a curated record. The coding region runs from base 165 to 587 and encodes 140 amino acids. Lineage: Eukaryota; Viridiplantae; Streptophyta; Magnoliopsida; Gentianales; Rubiaceae.